Molecule: messenger RNA, 846 nt
Organism: Racocetra persica
Lineage: Eukaryota; Fungi; Glomeromycota; Glomeromycetes; Diversisporales; Gigasporaceae
Source: the annotation of a GenBank genome assembly
AUGCCUAGAUACUCGAAUAAUUCAAAACAUCGUAAGCAAUGCAAACAUCUUGCAAAAAUUCGAAAAAGAUUGUCAAAUCAAGGAUCUACUGAUAAUCCUGAAAAUAUAUCAUCAACUGAAAUGUUUGAAGUAUCCAAUACUAAUAAUACAAGCGGAUCAAACGACAAUUCAAAUAUUACUAUAACUGAUAAGCUUACAUUAACAAAUUUCGAAUCAAUGAAUAUGGAUGAUUCUAAUUUUAGAAAAAAUUUAGAACGUCAAAAUUAUAUUGACAAACUAAUGGAAUAUAUAUGUGAAAUAGAUAAUGAACUAUUAUCUGUUAUAGUAACAUUCACCGCUAAACUUACUAGUGGAUUAACUCAACAAAAUUAUGUUAAGAAUAAGUUACUUACUAUGGUUCUUGAUUUGGAUGAAAAAGAUUUAGAACCAGCAUUAGCUUUACUUGGCUCAAUGCGUUAUACUAAAGGUAAACAAAUUGGACAUAUUUAUUCUACUUAUUUACAAAAAAAAGGAAAAGAUUUUAUUGAAAAAAAUCUCUAUCAUCCUGAAAUUGAUUCGAAUUUAAUAAAAAGAUCUAUGCAAUCACUUACUCGUCAAGUAGAAGUUCUCAAAAAUAAAAAUCGAUCACUAUAUGGCAAGAUAAGCAAAGCUAAACAAAUUCAAAAACAAUAUAAGUCUAAGGCAUAUAGGAUCCCUGUAAUUAGUGAUAAGCAAUUUAAAAUAGAAGUUAAAAAACGUAUUUUGAAAACAAAAUCAACCUAUAAUAUUCGAACAAUUCAAAUGGCAACUCAAUUAUGCCAAAUUGACCGUAUGUCAUAUAAGUCUGUAACUGAAUGUAGUAAAAAA